Messenger RNA from Rhipicephalus sanguineus (brown dog tick), 2296 nucleotides. RefSeq names its product protein SERAC1. The coding region runs from base 279 to 2228 and encodes 649 amino acids. The transcript is spliced from 13 exons. Lineage: Eukaryota; Metazoa; Arthropoda; Arachnida; Ixodida; Ixodidae. The record is from RefSeq and is a predicted model, not a curated record.
UGCAUUGCGCGAUGUCCAAUCUGACCGCUGCGCCUUUGCAUGUGAUUGUAUGGCAUAUUCGUGUUUCUUAUGGCCGCGUUUUUCUUAGAUGUAGUUGCGCUCAUUUUCUUGCCGGGUAGAUGACCGCAUUAUGACCGCAUUUAACAAAGUUUGGGUGCCGCGCUGAGCCGAUUUUUCGUGUAAGCACAUCCGUCAUCCGUGCGCAGAUUAGAGGUCGUCCGUCCUGUGAUAACUACUGCGGUCAUGAAUUCGAUUGCAGUUAUAUACUAGUUUGAAUCAUGAAGAUAAAGUUUAGAAACGGCAUUGUGAUUGGCUGCAUUACUGCUGCUCUCGGCAGCGGCUAUGUCAUGCGUCACGACAUUGGUUUUAUCAACCAACUUUACGGGGAGAAGCCCAACACCACUGUGAAUGAGUCGCCGUACAUAUACUUCACAGAAUCGGCUCCCCCGGCUGAUGCAGCACCUUCAUGGAGUUUUAAACGUAUAUUUGGGAAGGAAUCUCGUCAGCAUUGGCAUUUACUGUCGGAGGCACGGUCCAAGGUGCAGAGGAUCCGACACGAAGCCGUGAAAGCGCUUGGCAGCAUGACAAGCUUGAGCGAUUCGGAGCUUUGUGAGAUUGCUCAGGCAUGUGAUUGUCGAACAAGCGUCGGUCUUGCAAGAACAGCUAGCACAGAUCUGCGAUGUUUUCUAUCACCUCCUCCAAUACCAGAAAAUAUUAUGAAGGGUAGCCUUCAGGAUGGCUUGAGAAGCGUUCUUUUAAGACUGCCAGAAGCAGCAACUGAUUCCUGCAUCAGCUUCUUCACCACAAAUGCCCUCCAGACAAAGCUGCAAUACUUUGAUGCCCAUCAUGAAAAGGAUGACACCCAACGAUGGAGGCGGCCAGCAGCGGGUGAGGCAGAAAUGCUCUGCUUGCAAGCGCUGCUGAGCCACACAGCCCUGCCUGAGCACCGGCGAUUUCUGGUUGAAGAGCUUGGUGUGCUACCACUGCUGCAGCGAGUACUUCAGGAACAUGCACAUGACAUGGCUUUGCACAGCCUGGUGGCUCAAAUGGUUGCCAAUCUGGCCCUCGACUCAUCACUACAUGAUCAUAUCUUUCGCGCUGGUUGGGUUGGUAUAUUGGCACGCUGGUUGCGCUCUUCGGAAGUGUUGCUAUCAUUUCCUGCUGGUCGUGCUCUGGCCAACAUGGACACAGAUUCACUGUUGCCCACGAAAUAUGAAGAUGGCAUCUAUCUUUUACAUCCCCAAUACAGAAUCAGGGAGCCAUCUGUGUCUGCAGAUAUCAUUUUUGUGCAUGGUCUGCUGGGUAGUGUGUUCAAGACAUGGAGGCAGCAUGACAGCCAAGAUUUAGGCAAGCUGACUAAUUUGGAAGGCCUACUGGAGCCAACAGUGUCAGCAGUUCGAAGCAGUGCCUGUAAGAUAACAGUAGACCACACAUCCCCUCGAGCACUUGCAAUGCAUCAGAGGUACACCAAAUGCUGGCCGAAGAGCUGGCUGGCUGAGGACAUGCCAUACACAAGGAUAUUGGCACUGGACUAUGACACCUACUUAAGUCAGUGGUCGCCUAACUGCCCGCUUGAACCUAAAAAGCGGACGCUAGUGUCAAGAGCAACUGACAUGCUGACCAAGCUUCACGAAGCUGGUGUGGGAGAGAGGCCCAUUAUUUGGAUCACACAUUCAAUGGGAGGUCUUUUGGUAAAAGAAAUGCUGGCGAUUGCUAGUGAGUCUCCCAAGUAUGAAGGGAUUGCGAGAAACACCUCAGGGGUUGUGUUCUAUGCUGUGCCACAUCGUGGCGCUGACUUGGGUGACUUCACGGCCAGCUUUAAGCUGCUUCUUCUGCCUUCUGUGGAAGUGCAGGAGCUUGAGAAAGACUCCCCACAUUUACUGGAAAUUCAUGACAAAUUUGAAAAACUGGUGAAAAAGUUUGGCAUCCCAUGCCUUAGUUUUGGAGAAAAAGUAAAAACUGUCCUGGGGUUUCGGAUGAGCAAAGUAUUGGUGCCUGUGGAGUCUGCUGACCCUGGAUUUGGAGACUUUUUUGUUGUGGACACUAGUCACUUGGAGAUCUGCAAGCCACAUCGAUGGUCGUCAUUCAGCUACCAGCUGCUGUUAGAUUUCUUGGACCAUGCGUUUUCCUCCAUGAGCCAGGACGCCUAUUGGGCUGCACACAACCCAACCCUAAGUCGACUGCGCCAGCUGGAACUUUAUUUUGAGACAGGCGUAUUCCAAUUCUGAGACACUGAAUUGUGCUUCUUGAGAGCACACCUUUAGGAUUGCCACACAGCAUUUUAUUUUGAUUAAAG